Messenger RNA from Mustela lutreola (European mink), 3449 nucleotides. RefSeq names its product forkhead box E1 (gene FOXE1). The record is from RefSeq and is a predicted model, not a curated record. Gene Ontology annotation, biological process: cell differentiation; regulation of transcription by RNA polymerase II; anatomical structure morphogenesis. Lineage: Eukaryota; Metazoa; Chordata; Mammalia; Carnivora; Mustelidae. Gene Ontology annotation, molecular function: RNA polymerase II cis-regulatory region sequence-specific DNA binding; DNA-binding transcription factor activity, RNA polymerase II-specific. The transcript has a single exon. The coding region runs from base 706 to 1818 and encodes 370 amino acids.
GCGCCUUUAAGGAGGAGAAGCCGGCGGAGGGAGGAGCCGGUCCGGGUGUGUGCAGGGGAGCGCCUCGCCUGCAGUUUCGGCGGCCGGAGGCCAACGGUGAAGAGAGGGAACAGUCGCCGGCCUACCCGCCUGGCCCGCAUCAGUGCUCAUCUUGCCUCCUUGCCCUCCGCAGGCUGGGCCACAGAGGCGCCGCCUAGGCAGCCCCCACCGGAGUGCCCCACGCCUGUCUCAACUGCCCUCGCUUCAGGCCUUCGGGCCCGGAGCCUCCCCUGGGCGCACGACUUCGAAGGUUAGCCUCAAAUCAGCGGCAAGCACAGAGCAGCUGCAGGCGCCCCAGCCCCAGGACUGCUUCCGGACCCCUUGACCGUCGGGCACCGCGCGCAAAGGGCCCUUCAGCCCGCGACCGGGACUAGGCCCAGUCCCAACACCGCUGCCGGUGCCUGGCCUCGAGCUCCAGAACACGAGCAGAGCCGUCAGUGGGCGGGACACUCCUGAGCCUCUGUCUGCACCGAGCCAGCCCGGACACCGCGGGCACCGAGCCUCCCGGUCACCCCUGCCAGCCCACGAGGCCUCCCAGCGCUCUCCGCAGUGGGGCCCAGUGCCCGCUUCCUUGGGCACUUCCAGCCUCUCCCCCUCCCAAACCCGCCCCCGCCCCUCGACAGCAGCGGGCGGCGGGGACACCCCGGGACGCGGGACGGCUGCGCCAUGACGGCUGAGAGCCGGCCGCCGCCGCCGCAGACGGAGGCGCUGGCGGCCGUGAAGGAGGAGCGCGGUGAGGCUGGGACCGCGGUCCCGGCAGAGGCGGCGGGUCGCGGCACGGGCGGGCGUCGGCGGAAGCGCCCCCUGCAGCGCGGAAAGCCGCCCUACAGCUACAUCGCGCUCAUUGCUAUGGCCAUCGCGCACGCGCCGGAGCGUCGCCUCACGCUGGGCGGCAUCUACAAGUUCAUCACCGAGCGUUUCCCCUUCUACCGCGACAACCCCAAAAAGUGGCAGAACAGCAUCCGCCACAACCUGACGCUCAACGACUGCUUCCUCAAGAUCCCGCGCGAGGCCGGCCGUCCAGGCAAGGGCAACUACUGGGCGCUCGACCCCAACGCCGAGGACAUGUUCGAGAGCGGCAGCUUCCUGCGCCGCCGCAAGCGUUUCAAGCGCUCGGACCUCUCCACUUACCCAGCCUACAUGCACGACGCGGCGGCCGCCGCCGCCGCUGCCGCCGCCGCCGCCGCCGCCGCCAUAUUCCCCGGCGCGGUGCCCGCGGCCCGCGCGCCUUAUCCGGGCGCCGUCUACGCAGGCUAUGCCCCGCCGUCGCUCGGCGCGCCGCCCCCAGUCUAUUACCCUGCUGCGUCGCCAGGUCCGUGCCGCGUCUUCGGCCUGGUGCCUGAGCGGCCGCUCAGUCCUGAACUGGGCCCCGCGCCGUCGGGGCCCGCGGGCUCCUGCGCCUUUGCCUCGGCGGGCGCUUCCGCCGCCUCCACCGGCUACCAGCCUGCGGGCUGCGCUGGGGCCCGACCUGCCAAUCCCUCCGCCUAUGCGGCCGCCUACGCUGGGCCGGAUGGCGCGUAUCCGCAAGGAGCGGGCAGUGCCCUCUUCGCAGCGGCUGGCCGGUUGGCGGGGCCCGCCUCGCCCUCCGCGGGUGGCAGCGGUGGUGGCGUCGAAACCGCGGUGGACUUCUAUGGGCGCACAUCGCCCGGCCAGUUCGGAGCUCUGGCGCCCUGCUAUAAUCCUGGUGGGCAGCUCGGAGGGAGCAGUGGAGGCGCCUACCAUGCUCGCCAUGCGACUGCCUAUCCCGGCGGUGUGGAUCGAUAUGUGUCCGCCAUGUGAGCCCAGCCUACAGUCGAAAAUUCCCAGAUACCUCGGCUGUCCACACGAACUAAGUAUCCCCUAGACCUGAGAACAGAACUGGAGAGAGGAUUGAGCGCCGCGUAGAAGGAACCGGUGCACCACACACACGGUUCGCUUUUGAAAUGGGAGGAGGUGGGGAGGGGCUGCGGUGGCUCACGGACUGGGACAAAGGACCCUCGAUAAGGCGAAGCUCCGAAGGACAUGCCUUUCUGACAUUCUACUGGGGAGAGUCCUGGGUGAUAAUGGGGGCGCAGCGCAAUGCCUACGCCAGAGUCUAGGAUCCACAUUGUGGGGAAUCACGUCUUCACUCUUCCCUAAAUUGCAAGAAACUCGGGCCUUUUUACACGGUUCUGCCUCUUGUGCCUUUGAUUAGGUUACUGUAACAAAAAGGCUCCAGUAGCAUCUUCCUUAAGUUACAGAGGAUGAAUUUGCAAGAGAAGUAGCCUCCCUCUUUAAAAAAACAAACAAACAAAACAGGGAAAUCUCUACUCCGUUUGACUAGGGGCUGGUUUUCCCUGCCUCUAAGAACUACAGACCUGACUCAGUCUAGACUGUUCAUGCCUCAGCUUUAUGUGUGACCUAAGUCUCACCGCCCAAACCCUCUGUUCCCCCAUCUGUUUGACAGGAGGGCUGCAGGAUUGGACCCCCGUGUGAUCUUUUAAGGGGCCCCAUUGUCGUCAUGGAUGCCGCCUUGCAUAUUUGGCAGCAUAGGGGGGACCACCGAGGGCCUAGCCCUAUUCCCAAGUACAGGAAUAGAGGUCAUGGCAACCGCCUAACCUAAAGUCUCUGGGUUGGUUCCAGGCAGCAAUUAUAUUAUAAUUUCUUGAAUCUUUUGAGCAUGAUGUGCUGAUCAUUUGGUAGUUGUUACUGCUAGGUCAUAAAUUCGGUUUUCUAAUGAGGCAGGUAAAAAUAAAUUUUUCCAUUGCCCAUUCUUUCUUUUCAUUAAGCAACCCCGGACCAAACUGGCAGACUAAAAUUCAGAGAGACCACAGGAGUCAGGGGAGCCCUUUGGUGACAGCUCUCUGUUGGUCGAGCUGGCUCUUCCAUCCCUGGCACCCUCUGCUUCAUGAAAAGGAAAGAGAAAAAAUAAUUGGGGCUGUCAGUGAAGUAAGCUUUAGAAAUAAACUGGAUCUUUCACGUUGUUUUGUAUCCAUUCAUUUUAAGCGUCAAGCUGACCAAAAUUAUAGAAAAUCCAACCACUUUCUCACCGUUCUCUUGGGAGAUCUUACAAGUUUUUAUUCUGGAGUGAAUAUUCCCAAUGUUAAACACUCCGGAGGCUCGGUGUGCAGCUUUCAAAUAAACCUGAGGAUUCAGAUGAACUGUUUUAAUAAAAAUCUUUGAUCGAGUUCUGGCAAGAGAUACUCAGCCCCCUUCUGUGUAGUUAACUUGCGAGGGAAGAGGUGGGGAUAGUGUGAGAAGACUGAAAACCACUCGUAAUUUUUAUUUUUAAUUUUGGCAGUUGCUCUAUCUUGUUCAAAAAGACAUGUGAAUGUGAUGUGAUUCCGUCCAGACGGGUAUUUGUCUCAAUCGGUACAGUCCAGUAGAAGUGUAAUGCAAAUUACAUGUGUAAUUUAAAAUUUUCUAGUAGCCAUUUAAUAAAAUUUUAAAAA